Messenger RNA from Solea solea (common sole), 1770 nucleotides. RefSeq names its product tripartite motif-containing protein 16-like. The transcript has a single exon. Bases 1 to 1767 code for a protein of 588 amino acids. The record is from RefSeq and is a predicted model, not a curated record. Gene Ontology annotation, molecular function: zinc ion binding; protein binding. Lineage: Eukaryota; Metazoa; Chordata; Actinopteri; Pleuronectiformes; Soleidae.
AUGGCACGAGUUCAGCAACAGGGAGAAACCUUGUCUUGUUCGAUCUGUUUGGAUCUUCUGAAGGAUCCGGUGACUCUUAACUGUGGACACAGCUUCUGUAAGAACUGUAUUAAGGACCACUGGGACACGGAGGAGCAGAGGAGGAGCUACAGCUGCCCUCAGUGUAGAAAGAUCUUCACACCGAGGCCUUCACUGAAGAAAAACGUCAUGUUAGCAGAUUUAGUGGAGGAGCGGAAGAAGACUGGACUGAAGGCUGCUCCUGCUCAUCACUGCUAUGCUGGAGCUGAAGAUGUGGCCUGUGACGUCUGCAGGAAGAGGAAGCUAAAAGCUCUCAAGUCCUGUUUGGUUUGUUUGGUCUCUUACUGUGAGGAACAUCUCGAUUCUCAUUAUCAAUCACCUGCAUUUAAGAAACACAAGCUGGUGGAGCCCUACAAGAACCUCCAGGAGAACAUCUGCCCUCGUCAUGAUAAGAUGAUGGACUUGUUUUGCCGCACUGAUCAGCAGUGUAUCUGUUCUCUCUGCUCUGUGGACGAACAUAAAGGCCACGACACAGUCUCAGCUGCAGCAGAGAGGACGGACAAGCAGAGAGAGCUGGAGCUGAGUCUAGAAGAAGUCCAGCAGAGACUCCAGGACAGAGACAGAGACGUGAAAGUGCUUCAACAGGAGAGAAAGACUCUCACUCUCUCUGCUGAUAAAGCCGUGAAGGACACAGACGAGGUCAUCAACAUGAUUCAUCUCCUGCUGAGGAGAAGCUCUGACGUGAAGCAGCAGAUCAGAUCCAAGCUGGAAACUGAGGUGAGUCGAGUCAGAGACGCCGAGGAGAAGCUUCAGCAGGAGAUCACUGAGCUGAAGAAGAGAGAAGCUGAACAGAAGCUGCUCUCACUCACACACGACCACAACCAGUUUCUCCUCAACUACCGCUCACUGUCAGCACUCAGUCCAUCGACACACUCGUCCACCAUCCACGUCCGUCCUCUGAGACACUUUGAGGACGUGGCGGCAGCUGUGGCAAAGGUCAGUGGUCAACUGCAGGAGGUCCUGACCAAGACGUGGACAGACAUCUCACUGGCUGUGGGUGAAGUAGAUGUUUUACUGGCAGAACCAGAACCAAAGACCAGAGGUGAAUUCAUCAGAUAUUCACAGGAAAUCACACUGGACCAAAACACAGCAAACAAAUAUCUGUUAUUAUCUGAGGGAAACAUAAAAGUGACAUUUAUGAAGAAAGCUCAGUCUUAUCCUCGUCACACAGACAGAUUCACUGAUUAUCGUCAGGUCCUGAGUAAAGAGAGUCUGACUGGACGUUGUUACUGGGAGGUAGAGUGGAGAGGAAGAGGAGUUUAUGUAGCAGUGACGUACGAGAACAUCAGCAGAUCAGGGAGAUCACAUGAAUGUUUAUUUGGAUACAAUGACAAAUCUUGGGCUUUAGAUUGUGACCAAAACAGAUGUCAUUUUAUUCACAACAGUAUCAGGACUGUCGUCUCAGAUGUUAAGGUCUCCAGAGUGGGAGUUUACUUGGACCACAGAGCAGGUCUUCUGUCCUUCUACAGGGUCUCUAAAACCAUGACUCUGCUCCACAGAGUCCAGACCGUGUUCACUCAGCCUCUCUGUGCUGGAGUCUGGCUUUAUCCUUCACCUGGAGUCACAGCAGAGUUCUGUAAACUAACCUCUCCAUGGUCGGCGACUUUCCACUGCACAGCAAGUGCACGAGCCGAAGAGUGCACGAGUCGAAGUGUGGUUGAUUCAUGGUUAAGUGUAUUUGAUUCAUAGUUA